CAUUGGCUGCGGGGUCCCCGGUGUUGUUAUUUCGUUGUUGUUGUUUCGUUGUUGUUCCAAACGAGAGCGAAACGGGUGUGAGCCGAGUGUGAGAGGAGUGUGAGCUGAGCGUGUCACCUGCCACUGACAGCUCUGAGCUGUCCCUGUCACCUGUCACUCUCCCCUGUCACCUGUCACUCUCCGCUGUCCCUGUCUCCUGCCGGCUCUGGAUCGGACGCAGCCCCGGCGCAGCCCGCGCUGCGCUCCCGGCGAGGCGCUCCCGGAGACCGACACUCGCUCGCCCGAUCCCUCCUCUGCCAUGGCGCUAUGCGGCGGCCGCGGGCUGCCCGGGCUGGCGGGCACGUCCCCGGGGGUGUCCCCGCUCCCCCCGCUGUCGCUUGACGCGGGACACCCGGCGGAGCCGGGCAGGCUCUGGGACACCUCGAAGCGGCGAGGCGGGGGGCUGUCCCUCCCGCGGCUCUCGUCCACCCUGUCCCCGCAGCCGGUGGCCUCGCCCUGUGCCCGGGACUCCGUCUGCUCCCAGCCCUCGGAUGCCGGAUUGAGGCUGGACUCCCUCACACAGCACGACUCGGCGGCGGCGGAGGAAGCCUUCGAGAAAGGAAUCCUGAAUUCCAGGAGAGUUCUCCAAGGCGCAAAGCUCCAUCUGCGGAGGAUCCGCUCCUUGCCGCCGUGUCUCCUGGAAUCCAGCACGAUCCUGAAGGUCGUCUCCCACUCCGGGGAGUUCAACGUCUGCAGGGGCCGAGUGCAGAGGGGCCGGAGGGAGUCUGAGGAUGAGGAGGGCUUUGUCCCCAAGAAGCUGCCGACACUGGGUCAGCAGAGCCAUCUAGCUGCCGGCCAUGGGGCUGCCAGAAGGGACGCCCUGGCCACGAGACCCUGCUCCACAUCCAGCCUGCUGAGUGAUGCCACCAUGACCCAGAGGACUGAGAAUGUGCUGACCACAAGGAUGACAAGGAAGGAGGAGGCAGAGCUCUGUCUGGGGAAGUGCAGCAAGUGCCGGCAGCUCUUCUGCUCGCCCUCGGGGACCAGCAGGGCCAUCAGGCCCAUCUUGAAGCGGGGACACCCCUGUGAUGGGGACACCCCUGUCAAGGCCAAGCAGCACAGGAGGGUGGCCAACACCCCCUGCGAGGAAGUGUCGCUGGAGCUGGAAGAGGGGCUGCAGCAUUCCAGGUCUGCCCAGCAUGAGGAGAUCAGGAGCCUGCUGGACAGCAACGAUCAGGAGCUCAUUGGGGACUUCUCCAAGGCUCACCUCCUGCCAAUGGUGAAGGGGAAGGACCCAAGCCUGAAGUACAUCUCCCCUGACACGUUGGUGGCAGUACUGACUGGGCAGUGGAGCAGCUUCAUCGAGAGCAGCAUCACCGUGGACUGUCGGUACCCCUAUGAGUACGAGGGGGGCCACAUCAAGGGUGCUGUCAACCUGCCCCUGCAUCAGGAUGUGGAGCAAUUCCUGCUGGACCAGCCCAUCCUGCCCAUGGACACCAGCAAGAGGGUGAUCAUCAUCUUCCACUGCGAGUUCUCUGCUCACCGAGGGCCCAAAAUGUGCCGGUUCCUCAGGGAGAAGGAUCGUUCCUGUCACGAGUACCCCCAGCUCCACUACCCUGAGCUCUAUGUCCUGAAGGGGGGGUACCGGGACUUCUUCCUGCAGUACCCGACACACUGCGAACCCCAGGACUAUAGGCCCAUGGAGCACGGGACCUUCCAGGAGGAGCUGCGCCAGUUCCGCUGCCAGAGCAGGCUCCGGGCGGGAGAGUGCAGCCGGCAGGAGUUCUGCAGCCGCCUCCUGCCCCGCUGAGCGCUUGGGGGCCCGCAGCCCCUCCGGGGGCAAUGGGAGAGCUGGGGGGUUCGAGGGCUUCCCUUGGCCGGGCAAUGUGCUUUGAGUUGGUCUGGUUUCUUAGGACUGGUUUAAUGUAGAGGCUAUUGUUAGGAGUGGUUUAAUGUCUUAGCUAUUGUUCGGAUUGGGGGUUUGUGCCUUCUUUAUUGUUAGGAUUGGUUUAUUGUAUUGCUUAUUGUUAGAAUUUUGUUUUUGUCUUGUUUAUUGUUAAGAUUGUUUUUUCAUAGUCUCUGAUAUCAAACUCCUGAGGUGGAAGGAAAGAAGGAAAAAACACAGGAUACUCAAUUAGCUACAUAGAAUAUUCCUGAACUACUUUGUUUUAUACAAAAUCAAUGCACAAAGACCUUCAUAGCAUCAAAUUACUUCCUUUAUUGUAAAUGUGGCAACAACUUUAACCACAAUCCAGUAAAGGUGUUCCAUGGUUCUCCAUUUCCUUCAGAGACAAAAAGUCACCCCCAAGGAAAUAGGUGGUACUGAGAAGCAGCACAACUGGUUUCCAAUAUGGUUGCUUUUUUCUUACUGUGAAAUUUGCUGGCACAAAAUUAUUCAUACUAUGAUUUCAGCCAAAACAUAAGAGAAAAUGUCACUGGCAGAAUGGAUAAACAUCAUAAUAAUAGAGAUUUAUUUUUAUUUUGUUUCUCUUUGAAGAGACUUUUACUAUUGCUUCUAGCAGGACAGCUAUAGCAAGCUAUAGAAACUUUGCUCUUACUGCAUAUACACCAGAUACAGAGUGUAUGAGAAGUUUCUUUUUCAAAAUAAUUGAUUACACUUUCAGCUGAAGAAAAUGCAUUUCUUCCCCUCAGCAGCAGAGGAAUGAAGAUUUUAUGGUGAGAUCUUACUGGAUCAGCUUGAUCUCACUCCUUUAGUAAUAUGGUUCCAGGCUGCAAUCUUAUUAUUAUGGGAUUUUUUUAGGGGAGCAUUUAUUAAUGCAGCUUCCCUGAAAAACAAACAAAGAAAUUAUCAAAAGAAACCUCCCAAACAAGAAACAAACCUUAAGCAUCUAGCAACUAGAUUCCUUUAUAUUAAUAACAACAACAACAACAUAGAUUCAAAUAAAACUCAACUACUUUUAGAUUUAUUUUCACAGACAGGAACUACAAAAUGAUCAGGCAUCAAGCAUCUUUCAUAUACCAAGCACAGGGAAUAAUACAAAAGCCAUAUUUCUUGAUUAAUAUACCAUGGUAUAUGUUUAUAUACCAUGAAGAAACAAAUGAUUCUGCUUUCUGGAUUAGAGCCUUGAAUGGUUUAAAUAAUGGAGAGUGUAGCCAUUGCUCUUUCUUGUGCCAGCCAGCUGCACUAAGCCCAGAAAAGGUUACCCUUCGCAAAAAGCAGUGUACACAUCUUUCCAGCCUGGAAAAUGCUUUCCCCAGAACCAAGCAGUGGAUUGUUAAACUUUUGAUGCUACAAUAACUCUGUCAAAGCCUUCAGGCUGAUGUCGAUGAUAAGAUUUACAGUAGCCUUAAUAUUUAUUGAAAGAAACUAAUUGUAAUUAUAAACACCUAAGAAAAUAAUUUUAUUUUUCUGUAUUUUUUUUGUUAUUAUUAUAUUUAUGACUUUAAAAAAAUAAGAGAGACAGCACUGCCCUGGGGUUGCGUCAUAGCUAGAGGCUGACGUGUUCCACAGGAGACAUAAAUCUACCUCUGAUACCAUAAUGUGGAGCCUUCUCCUCUUCCUCCCACCUUGCAUGGCCUUGCACCUCAUCUGUCAGCUUUCUGAUUAUACCAUGGAAUGGAACUAGGGCUCAGGUUUGGAAUUUAUUUCCAGGAUUCAGCCUAUGGGUUUUGAGUACUUUCAUAUGCAAGCAUCCAUUUUUAGCUGCUGAGCAGCCUCCUAAAAUGGAUGUUUAUAAUAAAAUUGAACAUCUUCAGCUCGUAUAACUUAAUUACAUUAAAUUACAAUGCAUUAGUAUGAUGUAGAGGUACAUUUCAGAGGUGAUAAUGGUUGUUUUCCAUUAAUGUGUCCUAAUCAUCAGCAAAGCCUUGCUCACACUGAUCUUUAACCCUUUUAGAAGCUGUUGAUGGUAAUGUACAAGGCCAGGGGCACUUACAAGAAAACCUGCUGUUUGUUCACAAUCUGAAAGCACUGCUUAAAUAUUAAGGGUUAUUAUACAAUACAGUUAUAUACAAUAUCUGAUGAUCUGUUAAAAUAUGGAUUAAAAAGAAGAUAAUAUCAAAGAGAAUUAACUUUCAAUAAAGUCAGUGUUACCACACCAGUUUGGGUGUCAAACAGUACAUUUCUGCUCUUCUAAUUAUGAAGGACUAGUUGGUCAUUUUUAGUAUGGGUCUAUAUUCUUUGAAUCUACAGCAAAGUAACAACACACCAAGCCUGACUCUUUCUCCAGGAGUCUUUACAGCCUAUACUAAAGCUUCAUUAAGCUUUUGUCCUCCUCAGAGUGUCCAACUGCAUAUUCUGCUGUAGUAAAAGGGUGAUAAUAUCACUGAAUACUUUGUAUUACAGAAAAAUAUGUAGCAUCACAAGAAAUGGGUAAUAAAACUUAAUUCAGCAUUAUGAAACUUAAAA
This is a messenger RNA of Corapipo altera (White-ruffed manakin), 4348 nucleotides long. Its product is annotated as M-phase inducer phosphatase 2-like. Gene Ontology annotation, molecular function: protein tyrosine phosphatase activity. The transcript is spliced from 15 exons. Gene Ontology annotation, biological process: positive regulation of G2/M transition of mitotic cell cycle; positive regulation of G2/MI transition of meiotic cell cycle; G2/M transition of mitotic cell cycle. NCBI's taxonomy places the organism in Eukaryota, Metazoa, Chordata, Aves, Passeriformes, Pipridae. The record is from RefSeq and is a predicted model, not a curated record. Gene Ontology annotation, cellular component: cytoplasm; nucleus. The coding region runs from base 299 to 1789 and encodes 496 amino acids.